AUGCGUGAUGAAUAUAGUGCUUUAGUUGAAACGGGGACUUGGGAUUUGGUUCCUAGACCUACGGGGGUGAACAUUGUUAAUUGUAUGUGGUUGUUUCGUCAUAAAUUGAAUGCUAAUGGUAAUCUUGAAAGACACAAAACUCGUUUAGUUUGUGAUGAAACUUUCAGUCCGGUUGUAAAACCAGCCACUAUACGCACAGUUUUGAGUUUGGCUAUGGCUCGUAAGUGGUCUAUUCACCAACUUGAUGUGAAAAAUGCCUUUUUGCAUGGUGAUUUAAAUGAGUGUGUGUAUAUACAUCAACUCCCUGGGUUUGUUGACAAGAGGUUUCUAGGAUAUGUUUGCAGGCUCCGCAAGGCUCUAUAUGGUCUUAAACAAGCUCCAAGAGCUUGGUAUCAGUGGUUGGCUAACUAUUUCUUGCAGAUAGGGUUUGUCAUUGCUAAAAGUGUCAAUUCCUUAUUCAUUUUCCGGCAUGAGAAAGACAUGGCAUAUUUGCUAUUAUAUGUUGAUGAUAUUGUGUUAGUUACAUCCUUAGAUUUGUUACGUGACCGCAUCAUCUCGCGUACCGGAUUUCCAAUGACUAAUUUAGGUCCUCUGAAUUAUUUUCUGGGCAUUGCUGUUACUCGUACUCCUUCAUAUCUGUUUUUGUCUCAGCAGAAAUAUAUAUAUGCACAGGAAAUUUUAGAGCUCGCAGAAAUGGCUAGUUGUAAACCUGUGGUGACUCUAGUGGAUACUCAAUCCAAGCUUAGUGCAGAGACAUCACCUAAAUUUCAUGAUCCAACACUCUAUCGUAGUCUUGCAGGUGCAUUACAGUACCUCACUUUUACUCACCCUGACAUAGCUUAUGCAGUUCAGCAAAUCUGUUUAUUCAUGCAUGACCUAAGACAGGCUCAUUAUGAUGCAUUGAAACGCAUACUGCGUCACAUUCAGGGCUCCAUUGAUCACGGGUUACAUUUAUAUUCUUCAUCAUCCAUGCACUUGAUCGCUUAUACUAAUGCAAAUUGGGGCGGGUGUCAUGAAACUCGUCGGUCGACCUCGGGUUAUUGUUGUUUUCUAGGGGACAAUCUCAUUUCCUGGUCUUCUAAGCGUCAGCCUACUCUUUCAAAGUCAAGUGCAUAG
Chenopodium quinoa (quinoa) is the source of this 1116-nucleotide messenger RNA. RefSeq lists its product as uncharacterized. The record is from RefSeq and is a predicted model, not a curated record. The transcript has a single exon. Lineage: Eukaryota; Viridiplantae; Streptophyta; Magnoliopsida; Caryophyllales; Amaranthaceae. The coding region runs from base 1 to 1116 and encodes 371 amino acids.